UCCUAUCACAAUGGGUGAUCAAAAGUAUACACGGUUAGGUGAUCUGAUAAGGAAAGCGUUGGGGCCGUCUCUUGGGACCACUGCAGAAGAAAAUGCUUUUGGAGCUGCUCAUGCAAAGCCUCCCCUUGCGGUAGCUACCGAGGAAUUAAAACGGUUUAAAGCAAACGUGUUGGAUGGCUCUAAUAAGGCCCGGAGUAGGGCAAAAAAGAUUGAAGAAUCCUUGCACAAUCUGAACAAGUUUGUUGAGGCUUUAAAUCCAAAGAAGUUACCGCGGAGUGAGAUGCUAACAAAUGAAAGACCUGGUGGAACGAAUAUGUUAAAGAUGGGAGCUUUGAUGCAACGAAAAUCUCCUGACCUUUUGCCUCAAAGACUGGAGGACAGAACUAAAAGUGUAGGUCUGAAUAAAAGAGUUCGCACUUCAGUAGCUGAAACAAGGGCUGACCGAAGUAAUGUUCCUGCAAGGCAGACUCUAGUCAUGAUAAAAGAUAGAGACAUGCUGAAAGAUGGUGGUGAAAAUUCUGAUGUGGUUGAAGAAAAGAUCCGUAGACUGCCUGCUGGAGAAGGGUGGGAAAAAAAAAUGAAAAGGAAGCGUUCAGUUGGCACUGUUUUCACCAGACCUAUGGAUGGUGAUGGAGAUCUUAAACGGGUAAUGCAUCAUAAAGUUAACAAUGAAUCUGGUCUGCCGUCCUGUGAUGCCCAAGGCUUUAGACCAGGAUCUUCUGUUGGUGCCAAUGGCAUUAAUAAGUUAGAUAAUACUUCCUUGCCUGCUGGUUCAAAUGUCCGUGCAAUUCCCAAGAGUGAUUUGGAGAAGGUUUCUCUUUCAAGGGAUUUUAUGGCUGGCUCAAAUAAGGAGCACAUCAAAGGAAACAAGUUAAAUAUACGUGAGGAUAGUCAUUUAGUCAGUACUGGUCCAUUGACAAAAGGAAAGGCCUCAAGGCCACCUCGAACUUGUCCUGUAAUGGCAGCAAAAUCUUCUCCUAAUAUUCCUCGUCCAUCUGGAGCAGAUGGCUGGGAACAACCUCCAAGUAUAAACAAAAUUAAUUCUGUGGGUGGGGCUAGUAAUCGCAAGCGUCCUUUGUCUGCAGGAUCAUCCUCUCCCCCUAUAACUCAGUGGGGUGGUCAGAGGCCACAAAAGACCUCACGCAGCCGAAGAGCCAAUUUGGUUUCUCCUGUCUCAAACCUUGAUGAAAGCCAAACAUCUUCAGAGGGUUGUACGCCUUCUGAUUUAGGUGCUAGAACACCUACUAUUGGGAGCAAUGGAUUGCUUAUUGCCAGAGGCAUGUCUAAUGGCACCCCACAAUAUAAGGUGAAGCAGGAGAUUGUUUCAUCCCCUGCCAGAUUAUCUGAAAGUGAAGAAUCUGGUGCUGGGGAAAAUCGUGAAGGUAGGUUAAAGGAAAAAGGAAUAGGUAGCAGUGAAGUAGAGGAAAGAACCACUAGUGUUCAUAGUGGUGGUCCAUCCUUGUUGCUUACAAAGAAGAACAAAGCACUGAACAAGGAAGAGAUUGGAGAUGGUGUGCGUAGACAAGGUAGGAGUGGACGAGGCUCAUCGUAUUCUAGGGCUAGCAUUUCACCACUGAGGGAAAAGUUGGAAAAUUCAUCCUCAUCAAAGCCACUUAAAAGUUCAAGGCCUGGUUCUGAUAAGAACGGAAGCAAGUCAGGGCGUCCUCCACUAAAGAAAGUGUCAGAACGCAAGGUCUUUACUCGUCUAGGUCAUACAUCAAUGGCUGUUUCCCCAGAUUUGUCUGGUGAUUCAGAUGAUGAUCGUGAAGAUCUCUUGGCAGCUGCAAAUUUUGCUUGUAAUUCCAGCUAUCUUGCCUGUUCUGGUUCAUUCUGGAAGAAAAUGGAACCGAUGUUUGCUUCAAUCAGCUUAGAGGAUGUAUCCUACUUGAAGCAACAGGGUGAUCUUGUGCAUGAAGAUUUUCUGUCUCAGAUUCUUGUUUCUGGUGAAAAAGACAGAAGCCUGCAAGGUCAGAUUCAGUCAAAAGAGUCGACUAGGAUUCCUGAUCUGGGUGAUCAAGUUCAGGACAAUGGUUUCUUUUGUGGAACAACGGACUCCGAGAGUAGGAAUGAAGAUACUCCAUUGUAUCAAAGAGUGCUUUCAGCUCUGAUUGUGGAAGAUGAAAUUGAAGAAUUUCCAGAUAAUAGUGGAGGGAGAAAUAUGUCUUUCCAAUAUAAUCGGGAUGAUUCUCCUGGUGGUACAUGUCUCCUUAUUGAUGCUGAUUCUAGGAAGAUGGAUGGGAUGGAAAUUGAAUAUGACUCCAUGGGGGGUCUUCAGGUUCAGAAGCAAUCUUCUGUUGACCGAUUGGCUUGCAAUGGGACUGCUACCUUUAACAGGGGCAAAAACAUCCAAAAUAGAUUGUAUAAUGAUGAUUUUGCAAAUGGAGGGACUGGGCUCAUGCAUUCAGAGAUUGGGAUUUUGACUGAGUUUUCCGAAAAUGGCGGUAAUCGGCCACAAGCUCUACAUACAAAUGCUUUUGGCAUUGAUUCCUUUGAUUGCCGAUAUGAUGACAUACCUCUGAGAGACAAACUUUUGCUGGAGCUGCAGAGUAUUGGCCUGCAUCUGGAAGCUGUGCCUGAUCUAGCAGAUGGAGAGGAAGAAACAAUUAAUCAAGACAUUGUUAAACUACAAAAGGGACUUCGCCAACAGAUUGGUAAAAAGAAGGAACACCUAAACAAAAUACUCAAAGCAAUGGAGAAAGUCAAGGAAACAGAAGAACGGGGCCUUGAGCAGGUUGCAAUGGACAGACUUGUUGAGUUGGCUUACAAAAAGAAGCUGGUCACCCGUGGAAGCAGUUCAAAAAGUGGGAUCACCAAGGUUUCAAAACAAGUUGCUUCGGCUUUUAUGAAGAGGGUUCUUGCAAGAUGUCAUAAAUUUGAAGAAACUGGAAAAAGUUGUUUUGCUGAGCCUUCACUUCGAGAUGUCAUUUUUGCUGCUUCUAGAAAUGUGCAGCCUGAAACUGUUAGCUCUCAACCAGUGCCUUCAGUGUCAGGCUCUUUCCAUGGUAAGAAUUUCCAUGGUGAUAAAGUUGACGGGGGUUCAUUUGACUCAUUUGAAACUCAUGUACACCCCAUGGACCAAGAUUUUGUCAAAACUGGACCAAUAUUCAACAGAGGGAGGAAGAAGGAAGUGCUACUUGAUGAUGUUGGUGGCAGUGCUUCCCUGAGAGCUGCAUCAGCUCUCGGCAAUACUUUAUCAGCUGGUGCAAAGGGGAAGAGAAGUGAAAGAGAAAGGGACAAAGAUACUUCAGUCAGAAAUUCUGUUGCAAAAUCUGGCCGUGCAUCGAUGAGUAAUUUUAAGGGUGAGCGUAAAAUGAAAUCAAAGCCUAAGCAGAAGACAGCUCAGCUGCCAACAUCAGGAAAUGGAUUUGUUGAUAAGUUUAUAGAACCUGGUCAUUCUGUGUACUCUGCUUCUAAUGUUUCUAAGGAAGGGGUUAAUGGUGGUGGCAAUAAGAAGAGAGAACUUGGAUUGAUCUCUCAUGAUAAUGUUACACAAAAUUCUACUGAAGUAAAGGAACAAUUUGACUUGAUAGAAGAACUUGGUGGCGUAAAUGACCUGAAUGAUCACCAAGAUCUAAGUACUUUAUUCAAUAAUUUGAAUGCAGACGACUUACAAGACCAAGACUUAAUGGGUCUUCAAAUACCUAUGGAUGACCUCUCGGAGUUAACUUUGUUUUGAUGAAGACAGUAUACUGUACAUUCCCAUGGUUUAUUCAACUGUUUAGAUAAGAAUGAUAGUGCUCUUGUCAGGGGACAAACUGCUAAUAUAUUUAUGCCUCUGGCAAAUUGGCAUUUGUAAUUAUAUCCAUUCUUUUUGUAUACUUCUCUAAAGAAGUUACAGAGAUACUCCUAAUUGUUUGUAAUUUAGACAAUUUGUCCCCUUGUAACAAAUCUCAGCUUCCUCAUAGGGCCUUUUUGUUUUUUUCUUACCAUGUCUUUACAGUUCUGUUGAGUUCUUAAUUACCUAGGAAUUUAUUUUUCUUACUGGAACUACUUGUCAGUGCACUUUG
Molecule: messenger RNA, 4007 nt
Organism: Pistacia vera
Lineage: Eukaryota; Viridiplantae; Streptophyta; Magnoliopsida; Sapindales; Anacardiaceae
Exons: 14
Coding region: 11-3676 (1221 amino acids)
Source: RefSeq, a predicted model, not a curated record